CUAGAAAACAAAUAUAGCGAUACCCCUUUCAUUAGUUCGUAUCAUUGCGCCAUACCUACACCUUGGUAGGUACCAGACAUGCUUAUAUUGCAACGGUCGCAUGUCCGGAGGAAUCCUUCCAACAUAAUAAUAACACCAACAUCCUGAUUUUCCCCUUGGCCGAUUAUCAACAAAACUUCCAGUCUUCUGUUUUAGUACCUUACACUUUGCCAACGAUCAUCAUGGGAGGGGUCGCAUCUAUACCAACUGAUCCUUCUAAGAAGGUUCAGGUUAUAUCAGCAGGCUACUCGCGAACUGGGACUGUAUCAAUGUCCAUGGCCCUAGAAAAACUAGUGGAUGGACCUAUACUUCACGGAGGCACGCAGAUUUUAGUUCGAGACGAUGAUUAUUGCUCAACAUGGAUCAAGGCAUACGAAGCAAGAGAAGCGGGCGACAAGGAACUGACUUUGAAACUUGUAAGAAAGGCAACUGCCGGUUUCGUGGGGACUGCAGAUCUUCCACCGUCCGACUUUAUGCCUGAGAUGAUGGAGAUAUAUCCCGACGCAAAAGUUGUGUUGGUCCGAAGGGAUCCGGAGAAGUGGUGGAACAGCAUCGCGACCCUAACCAGCAGGACUACGCCGUGGUGGCUUGGUGCUGUUCUCGCCCCUAUCCCAGGAUGGAGGUACCUCGCCAAAUUUGCAAGUGUAUACAGUCGUUCGACUUUACGGCUAGCUGGCCUAGAUAAUAAGAACGCUAGUCCAACCGACCUCAUCGAAAAGGGUGGUCCUCAUAUCCUCACAGCUCAUAAUGAUAGGGUUAGAGCACUUGUUCCUAAAGGACAACUCCUGGAGAUGGACUUGAGCCAGGGCUGGGAACCGCUGUGUAAAUUCUUAGGAGUCCCCGUUCCAGAUGAACCGUUCCCAAGAGCGAAUGAUGCUAAGGCAGCGGAUGAGUACGCUACAAAAGUCCUCCUUGGUGUCUUAAAGGUCUGGGUCGGUAUCUUCUCCACUGUCGGACUUACUGCAUAUUCUGCAUCUUGGCUAUGGAAGAAUAAGUUGUCUUGAGAUCUGUUAGGGGAAAGCCUCUUUACAUAAUUGUGAGAAAGAUAAGGAUGGUUCCAGGUUCUUUUAGAUGCGAGUCUGGCUAAAAAGAGAGACCAUUUGUAAAUCCCACUUCCGAUUAUGUAGGUACCUACCGCCUUUUCUCAUUAAUUUCGGACGUCGUUGGACCCACCUUAUGUCUGAUCUAGCCGUUUUCGGCCAAUGGAAUCUGGGGUUGGUUAACAACAUCAGUUUUGCGUCCCACUCUUUUUGCAGUGAAAUUUUUUCUAACCAAUAACCAAUUGCUUACUAAAUUAUGACUAAUUUUCUUAUCAUUUCAAAAUUUCUUAUCGAGCUGAUUUUUAUACUAGAAC
This is a messenger RNA of Annulohypoxylon maeteangense, 1393 nucleotides long. RefSeq lists its product as uncharacterized. The record is from RefSeq and is a predicted model, not a curated record. The transcript is spliced from 3 exons. The coding region runs from base 222 to 1043 and encodes 273 amino acids. NCBI's taxonomy places the organism in Eukaryota, Fungi, Ascomycota, Sordariomycetes, Xylariales, Hypoxylaceae.